Mangifera indica (mango) is the source of this 2066-nucleotide messenger RNA. Its product is annotated as palmitoyl-acyl carrier protein thioesterase, chloroplastic-like. Lineage: Eukaryota; Viridiplantae; Streptophyta; Magnoliopsida; Sapindales; Anacardiaceae. The coding region runs from base 424 to 1584 and encodes 386 amino acids. Gene Ontology annotation, molecular function: acyl carrier activity; fatty acyl-[ACP] hydrolase activity. The transcript has 6 exons. The record is from RefSeq and is a predicted model, not a curated record. Gene Ontology annotation, biological process: fatty acid biosynthetic process.
GGAAAAAUCACUGAGAAUUGGAACUUCUGAAGCAUACAAAAGACAGUGAGAUGAGAUAAAGAAUCUACUUGACAAAAACCUAACAAACUCUUAUUCACAGAAAAGGGAGACUUCUCUUCUUCCUUUUCUAUGAUUCAUGGAAAACACUUCACCCAUCUCUUUGUUCUUUUCAUUCUCUCGCUUUCUUCUUUCCAUUAUCGAUCAAAACUAAGAACCCUUUACCGCAAUUUUUUGCUUCACAACAAGAAUGGCUCUCGAUUAUAUACAACUUUCCCAGAAACUCCCUUAUUUUCUCCCCAAGCUUUGAACAUUUACCUUGAAAAACCCGUCCACUUCUCACCUAUAUAACCCUCUCACUGCCCAUUUCUCUGUUCCAAACCUUGCACAUAAAAAGCAGCAAAAGACAUAAAAAUAAAUAAAUAAAUGGCUGCUUCUUCUGGUAUAGUUUCUUAUCAUGUUAACUUUUCUUUUUCUUCUGCAAAUAGUAACAACAGCCAUGAACCUCACAAGCAGAAGCUGAGCAAUGUGAGAUUUGGGGAAAUUUCUCGAAGUAAAGUGAAGUUGUUGAGGCAAAAGGCUUCUUUGGCUGCUGUUGUUGCUGAAGAAGCUUACAUGACAAAAGUUCAUGUUCGCCAGAAUAUUCCUACAACGAAGCAGUUUGUUGAUCCUCAUCGUCAGGGACUCAUUACUGAAGGAGGAGUUGUUUUCAGACAGACUGUUGUCAUUCGGUCUUAUGAAGUUGGCCCUGAUAAAACUGCAACUAUUGAGAGCCUCCUGAAUCUUUUCCAGGAAACAGCACUGAAUCAUGUAUGGAUGUCAGGACUUCUAGGCAAUGGAUUUGGAGCAACACAUGGAAUGAUGAGGAACAAUCUCAUAUGGGUUGUCUCAAGAAUGCAAGUUCAAGUUGAUCAUUAUCCACUUUGGGGAGAGGUGGUAGAAAUUGACACAUGGGUUGGAGCAUCGGGAAAGAAUGGAAUGCGUCGAGACUGGUUGAUCCGAAGUCAAGCUACCGGUCACAUUUUCACUCGAGCUACAAGCACUUGGGUGAUGAUGAAUGAGGAAACAAGGCGCCUCUCAAAAAUGCCAGAAGAAGUUAGAGCUGAGAUCUCACCUUGGUUUAUAGAUAAACAAGCAAUCAAAGAAGAUGUUCCAGAGAAAAUCCUCAAGUUGGAUAAUACAGCAAAAUAUGUAAACUCUGACUUGAAGCCUAGGAGAAGUGAUUUGGAUAUGAACCAGCAUGUCAACAAUGUCAAGUAUGUAAGAUGGAUGCUCGAGACUAUUCCUGAUCUGUUCCUGGAGACUCAUCAGCUAUCUGGUAUUAUACUAGAAUACAGAAGGGAAUGUGGAGGUUCAGAUAAAGUUCAAGCCCUUUGCCAUCCUGAUGAAGGUGGGAUCCUGAUAGACGUGGUGAAACAAGACAGCGGUAUCACUCUUCUCAAUGGAUUUUCUCUGGCAUCUGAAAUUGUUGAUGGCUCUGGACUCAUCGGGUCCUUUGAAAAGGGGCCAUUGAGAUAUACACAUCUUCUCCAGACUGAAAAUGAAGAGAUUGUUAGAGGAAGGACAUCCUGGAAAAAGAAGCUGUAACCCAUGCCAUUUUCAGAUUCACAAAUUAAUAAAAAAAUUUACAAGGGACUUAGCAAUGGAGUCCACUAUAAUGUGCCCUGAAAUAGUUGUAUCUUUAAGGGCAUUAGUGGAUUUGCCAUCUGUCCUCAGAAUUUAUUUCAAGGUUGAUAGAAAUAAAGGUUCUAGAACACAAGAAGAAGAGUCAUGGGUUUGUGGACAAAAUAAUUGGCUCAAAUGCGUGGCUGGUGGUCAUUGUGAGAAAUGAAUCUAUAUGAGAAGUUCUAGCGAUUACCUUUGGUUCAGUGUCUGUAAAUUUGGAUCAUAGAAAUCAUUUGUUGUAAUAAGUUGAGUCUAGUGACCAAUGUUUUCAUAUCUGAACUGGACAGCAACCCAGUGAAAUGGGCAGUCCGGAUCAACUGACAGUCAGACCGGUAAACUGUUUAGGGGUGAUAUUGUAUCUUUUGCUUUGUUUAGAGAUAAGUGAAAAUUUCCCCUAUUGUCAA